Molecule: messenger RNA, 2221 nt
Organism: Larimichthys crocea (large yellow croaker)
Lineage: Eukaryota; Metazoa; Chordata; Actinopteri; Sciaenidae
Gene: xiap
Product: X-linked inhibitor of apoptosis
Exons: 8
Coding region: 201-1601 (466 amino acids)
Biological process (GO): regulation of cell cycle; negative regulation of apoptotic process; positive regulation of protein ubiquitination
Cellular component (GO): cytoplasm; nucleus
Molecular function (GO): cysteine-type endopeptidase inhibitor activity involved in apoptotic process; ubiquitin protein ligase activity
Source: RefSeq, a predicted model, not a curated record
GGCGGUCAGCUGGGCAUGCGCAGUGCGCAGUACUCUCUCCGCCUUUAACUUCCUGAACGCGAAGCGAGGUCACGCCAAAUAAACAGUCCCGUUUGAUCACCGGACUCAGCUGCAGGCUGACACCUGACACCGAGGAGCUGGCUGUGAGAUAUUCUGUCCAUCAAGUUAGUCCACUCAGCAGUUUCCUGCCUGGUCCCAUCAUGUGUGAUCUCCGACAAGACAGCAACUGGCAGACGGAUCACCAGGAUGAUUUUUCCCUAAUUAACAGUCGCCUGGAUUCCUUCCGUGGCUCCAGCCUGGCCCAGCAGGUGUCAGCAGAAAGAUUGGCUCGGGCCGGCUUCUACUACACUGGCCAUGCCGAUCGUGUCCGCUGUUUCAGCUGCCAGAAGACGGUGGAAAACUGGUGCAGGGGAGACACACCUGUAGAGCGGCAUAAGGAGGUUUCCCCAUCAUGCAGGUUUCUCAGCUGCACCCACCGCACUCUUUUCAACUCAAUUCCUGACAACACACUGACUAACGGUUCCACCUACAAUGAAGAAGCAGAGGACAUGGAGUUUCGUUUGAGAACAGGAGAGGUGGUUGAUGAGACCACCUAUCCAAUGGCCCCUCACAUGAGUAGUGAAGAGGCCCGGCUCCAGACCUUCACUUCAUGGCCUUCUACUGCACCCGUGAGAUCACGAGACCUCGCCCAAGCCGGCCUCUACUACUUAGGGGAGAGUGAUCAGGUGCAGUGUUUUUGCUGUGGUGGCAUGCUGGCCGGCUGGGAGACGGGAGACACGGCCUGGGGAGAACACACCAAACAUUUCCCCUACUGCUUCUUCAUCCUCGGGCACGAUGUGGGCAACAUCCCAUUCCAGGGCGAUAUGGAGGAGGAGUCUGACAAUAGGCGGCAUGCAGAAACUCAUGUCGCUAUGGGAAGUUUUGAGGAGAGGCUUGGUAGCUUUGCAGGUGUCCAGCACCCUAUAGACCCUGAGAGGCUUGCCAGAGCUGGCUUCUACAGCACAGGGACAGGAGACAAGGCGUUGUGUUUCCACUGUGGUGGAGGUUUGAAAAGCUGGCAGCCUGAUGAAGACCCUUGGGAAGAACAUGCCAAGUACUACCCUGGAUGCAGCUUCCUGUUGGCAGAGAAAGGACAAGAAUUUGUCAACCACAUCCAGCUGCAAUACCCUCUCCGAAAUGGAGCUACUUCAAGUCAUCAGAAUGGAUUUUCAGGAGACAGGAAUGAGGUGCUGCGGUCCACCAUGGCUCAGAAGGCCAUAGAGUUGGGUCUGGAGCCCAGUGUGGUGGAAAGGACCAUCUUGGAGAAAAUCAGUAAGACAGGCUCCGGCUACUCCAGCCUGGAAGAACUCCUGGAGGAUGGUUUCAACAACACACCCCAAAGUGAUGCUGCUCAGGCAGAGAAUCAAGAUGAGGACCCACUCGAGAGUCUACGGAGGCUGCAGAGGGAGAGACAGUGCAAAAUAUGUAUGGACAGAGAUAUUGGUAUUGUCUUCAUUCCAUGUGGACAUCUGGUCAGCUGUAAGCAGUGCUCAGUGUCGCUCAUCAAGUGUCCAAUCUGCUGCGGAGCCAUAACACAGAAGAUCAAGACCUAUAACGCUUAAGGGACUCACAGACACCCGCCAAAUGUCAAUGCUGCUUUCUCACUAUCUUUAUAAUAUUAUAUUUUAAUAAUAAUAAAUGUAGAUAGCCUGUAAUAUGGAUAUGUAUAUGGUAUGUAUGUUUAUAUAUAAGGAUGCCAAUGAAAGAAUGAUGAACCAUCACAAGAAAACUAUUUUCACAAUCAUCAGUGGUAUAUAUAAUAUAUAUAAUAGCUCAUGUUGAUUUUCUUCAGUUUCUUGAGUACUGGAAUAUGUAAAUACACACUAAAGGACUAUUCCUAUUUUGCCACAGGUGCCUUUCUCUGUGUACCUUUGUACCGUUUUAAUGUUUUAUUUUGUAAAUUUACCACAGCUAACUGGGCAUGCAGAGGUAAUAUCAGUCACUUCCAUACACGUGUAACCCACGCAUCUAUCUUAACUGGUGUACUUAACUCUCAGUGUUUGCUGCUCUGUAUAGAAAUGUAUAAAGGUAGCUGAGUAAAUCCAUUAAGAAGUUUCUUUAUAGAGCAUAGAAUCGAUUUUUAGUUUAGGGCCUGUGACUAAUCGUGUGAUGUGAAACUAUUUUACCAUUCCAUCAUGCAAUCUGUUGUGUCUUCAAGAGUGAAUAAAUUUUAAGAAUUGGA